Messenger RNA from Phyllostomus discolor (pale spear-nosed bat), 4899 nucleotides. It is a transcript of the gene KCTD18, whose product is annotated as potassium channel tetramerization domain containing 18. The transcript has 7 exons. NCBI's taxonomy places the organism in Eukaryota, Metazoa, Chordata, Mammalia, Chiroptera, Phyllostomidae. Gene Ontology annotation, biological process: protein homooligomerization. Bases 1516 to 2934 code for a protein of 472 amino acids. The record is from RefSeq and is a predicted model, not a curated record.
CUGGGCUCCGGGUGGGCUGCGGGCCCGGGAGGCGGCAGGGAACCCCGAACAAGAGCCUGGGCCGCGCCGAUAAGACCGGCGGCCCGGACUACGGGAUCCGGCUUACGGCCGAUUCUGUGGUCGCCGGGCCGCUGGGGGACUCCAGCACGGCUCUCUGGUGUCCCGAUCCCUUUUCAUCCCACCUCGUGGGAGAAGUGCGAAUUCCCUGAGCAGCGCUUCUCCAAGUGGAUCCACGGGUGGAUUGUUGACUCCUCCCACUUUCUGAGCCUUGGCCCGGGAAUCUGCAUUUCAGCAGGCGUUCCUGAUGGUUUUGAUAUAGGGGGUCACAAGACCGCACUUUGGGGACACUUCCCCAGGGAGCAAGGCACUUCCGACACAGUAGGGAGCCUAAGUGGGGUGCAUUUAAGGAUGGGGCACCAUGACUGGAUUUGAAAUGGGGGUGGUCCUCUGCCAUAGGAGAGACUGACUGAAGUAGGGGUGUCUCUUAAACCCUUGCACUCAGGUUGCUGCUGUGCUCAAGUGAUGCUCAGUGUGCAGUGCCUGGGUCAGGAGCCUUGGGGUGAGGCAGUGCUGAAGGAGACAGUGUGGGAUGCAACAGUAAGAGCUUGGAGUUGGUCCUGCUGACCUGGAUUGGAGCUAUCUCCAUCACUUACUACCAGGGCAGUGUUAGUAUAGAUCCUGCACACAUCACUCUAUUUCUUUCCUUAGUGUUCUCAUCUGUCAAUAGGCACAGUAAGUCCUAUCCAAUAGGGCUUUUGUGUGAAUUAGGUAAUGUCUGCCAGGUGGCUGGCACAUAGUAAGCACUCAAUAAAUGGGAAUUAUUAAGAGUGACACAGAUCUUGCUUUCCAGGGGCUUACACUCCCCCAAACUAGAGAUUAAACAAGUGAGGUAAAAUGUAGACAGAGGUACCAAGUAUGUUUGAGAACUGUGCAAAGAUUCUAACUUGGGCGUGAUUAGGAAGAUUAUGCAAGUAGUGAGGUUUGCCUGGGUCUCUGAAGAAUAGAUAGGAUUCCAGGGAGCUUAACUGGGGCAGCAUGAACCAGUUCCAUCUCAUGCCUCAGAGGUGAUUCUCUCACCUGGAUCAUUGUGGGGCUGCUCCCAGGACCUAUAAGUAGUGCAAGAAGUCACACCCAUGAGUGGUUUUUGAAGGCUGGACCAUGUAAUAGUUUCUGUCCACUGGCCAUGUUUCGAUACACAUGGUUUUCUGCAGACUAAUGGUCUCCUUCCGCCUUUCAUGGGAGACUGAAUAAAUUGCAGCAUCUAUGAAAGGAUCUUAACUGAUCACACAGUAAAAGCGAAUUGCCACGGAUGCAGUUGAGCUCAUUUUACACGUGCUAUGGAAUGUGCAGAUGUGGUAGAUCUCAACUUGGGAGUACUUUUUUCAUCACAGUGUUUUUUUAGGUUACAUUGAAAUGCCACAAUCACCCGUGGUUCAUCCAUUCCCAGGAUAAGUUAAGAAAUCAAAUUCUUAAAACUUCUCUAAAGUGUCAGCCAUUUUAGAGUGAAGACGUCAGAUGACUUACAAAUGUUGUUUGUUGUUCUUUUGGACCAGUCUGACUACUGGCAUACCUGGAAUUCUGAUCUCAGUUGAGGGGGACGGGGUCCACCAUUGUUUUGCAGUUUCUGAAAGUUUCAAGGCAAAAAUUCAGGUGUCAGUGGGAGCAAUGGAAGGUCGCAAGGCAGAGGAAGAGAUGUUAGAUAUUCUUCGACUGAACGUGGGUGGCUGUAUUUACACGGCCAGGCGUGAGUCCUUGUGCCGAUUUAAGGAUUCCAUGCUGGCAUCCAUGUUCAGUGGUCGUUUUCCUCUAAAAACAGAUGAAUCAGGGGCUUGUGUUAUUGACCGUGAUGGACAUCUGUUUAAAUACCUUUUGGAUUAUCUUCAUGGAGAAGUUCACAUUCCCACAGAUGAGCAAACCCGAGUUGCUCUGCAGGAAGAGGCGGAUUACUUUGGCAUCCCUUAUCCGUACAGCCUGUCCGACCACUUGGCCAAUGAAAUGGAGACAUAUUCUUUAAGGUCAAAUAUAGAACUUAAAAAGGCUUUAAUAGACUUCUGUGAUUCGUAUGGGUUAGUUUGCAACAAACCAACAGUUUGGGUUCUCCACUAUCUCAACACAUCUGGUGCCAGCUGUGAGAGUAGAAUUAUCGGUGUGUAUGCCACAAAAACUGAUGGCACAGAUGCCAUUGAUAAGCAACUGGGAGGAAGAAUUCACAGUAAAAGCAUUUUUAAAAGAGAGGCGGGAAAUAAUGUUCAGUACAUUUGGAGCUAUUAUUCAGUAGCAGAACUGAAGAAAAUGAUGGAUGCUUUUGAUGCCUGGGAAGGAAAAGGUGUUAGCUACUGGCGGGUGCCUCAUGAACUGAUAGAAUGCUGGACUCUGGAAGAGCGGCCUUUACUUGGGAGCCUAAAUCACAUGGCCCCAAUUCGAAAGAGGAGACUGGCCCCGCUUGCCGAGGAGGAAGAAGGUGUGAACUGUAAGAUGGCUCCUAAGCCUGUCAGGUUUUUGGGCCCUUCCACCAGCACCCAAAUUAAGGUCAAGAACUCGGCUGCAGUCAGGGUGCCUCCCAGCAGUGCCCUUCAGGCCUGGUCCCCGGCCACGGCACACCAGUCUUCAGGCGGGGGCGCAGCUCAGCGCUCCGCACUGUCUAAAGCCCCGUCCCCUGCGGGCACUGAGGUACCCGGGCAUUCCCCAGCUUCCCAGGGGACCCGGAGUGCUGAAAAUGGAGCCGCACACCCACCUCCAGCUAAGGCUCUACCCUCCGACAAGAAGGCCACCCCACACCGAGUGAUAAAGCUGAGGCGGACUCCCCUGUGUGCCCCCGGGCCUUCCUCGCCCGCCUGCUCAGCCGCGAAGCCCCCAGGGGACCCAGCGCUGCCCGCCACCGAGGCGCCGGCCUUGAAUGUGCGGACUGAAAACUUGCAGGGCAACGCUGAUUGAUGUCCUGUUUGCCUCCAGAGCUCCAACCCAAGUGACACUGUUUGUUGAUGUAGUGGAGGUGAAAACUUAGUAUUUCUAUUUAGGAUAAUUAUGGGAAAAAUAAAUCGUGUGCUCUAAGAAUGGAUGAGGGGAGACCACAGGUGGUUGGGGCUAUAGUUACUUCUCAUUUUCCCAACUUUUAAAUGAUUAUUUGUCUAUAGACAGUUUGAAUUUCAGGUUUUGAUUGUUUUGAAUGGUUAAUUGGUAGUAAGGCAACAAAACCGCGCAGCAAACAUCACUGAGAAGCUUACCUUGUUGGAAUGAGUAUCCACUUUGGGCACUUUCGUCAUCUUACCCAUUGCUGCCCAGGGGUGGGAGGGACUGUGGGCUGAGAUCCUCCUGUUUGCUGAAACAGAGACGGUGAUGUUAGCGCUUCCCUGAGCUACAUCACAACCAAGAGGUGGGAGAGAAAACGGAGAUCACGGUGAACUCACUGCAGGUCACUCCCAGUCUCAAAAGGCAGCGUGAAAAAAAGUGAGAGGAAGGAGAAGAAUGAUAAUGUGAGGUCACACUUGGACUUUCACUUAAUUAAAUUAUUUUCUUUUCUAGAUUGGCUUUUCUUUUUUCCAUUAGCAGAUUUAUUUAUACAUCAGAGGAAGAUUUCUCGGACUGGGAUAAGGACUGUAUAACAUCUCUUUGGAAUAAAUUGUUAAAAUAUCUUACUUUAAUUUGUAAGUGUAGUUUUAAAAGUACUUUGGAAAAGAGAAGUUACAAGUUUAAUAUUUAACUAAAGUUAAGUUUUGUUUUUCAGAAAUGACCAUUGAAAAUUCUCUGAUCAUAUGAUACGAUUUUUAUGCAUAAAAUAUCCACAUCACUUGAAUUUAAUAUUUUUAAACAGAAUAUUUUGAUUAAUCCUCUUUUUCACAACUGUUCAGUUGUGUGUGUUUACGCAUACAUGUUAUAUUUUACAGUCGGAUCAUAUAUUGCUGCCUUCAGCGUGUUAAAAAUAAGUUCAUGAAGCAGGGUACUUUUUACUUAGUGCAUAUCAUUGUACUUGCAUUGUUUUGAAAGAGUAAAGUAACUAAUUCAAAACAUUAUUUUACAAAAUAAAGUAAAACUUUUCCAUAAAAAGUGUCAUUUUCUAUUACUGUACUUGUUCUUAAGCCUUGGAGCCCUUUAGUAGUUUGAAAGCUGGUCAUAGGUUAUCUAUGUCUGUUUCCAAAAUUAAGCAAUUUAAAAAUUAAGCAGUUAAGCCUGGGUAGGUAAUAUGUGAAAUAAUUAAACCAAUUUUGGGUAGCUAUCCAAAUACCAGCAGCCUUUUAAAGUAGGUGGUUUAUUUGGCUAAAAACAAACAAACAAACAAACCAAAAAACAUUUAACUGAAGAGUCAUGAAUGACAUUCUUUGUAGAAUAUGUAAAAUACUCAAGUUACUUUUGAAAAAAUACUAGUAUAGAGAAUCCAGACACUCUGAAUAUCACAGACAGCAGUGAGUUUUGAGAACUUCCAGUGAGGACAUUAUUAAUAUUGCUUGAUCUAGGACAUUUUGAACCACUGAUUUAUAUAAGAAAAUAUUAUACUACUAAUAAACAUGUUUAUUUUAUACAUAAUAAACAUUUACCUGGAAAGGAAACACGUUGAAGAUUAAUCAUAGGUGAUUCCGUCGACAGUCUUCAUUUCUUUGCAUCAAGCAGUUUAGGGCAUGGCCUAGUUGGCACGUUCAGCCUUUAUGGGAAGAAGUUUUGGGAAUAGUUACUGGGCUGAGGUGCAGCUGAGGUGGGAAGCAACAAAUGGUCCCAUGUGGGUAUCAGGGGUCAGAGUCAUACUCAGAAUGUUGGAGUACCUCGAACCUUACUUUCUUUGAGGUAGUUCCCUGGGGUUCAGGUCAAUUUUGCAUGAAAACACAUUUUUCUUAGUACCAGACACUGUAAACAUGAAAGAGUAACUCAUCAUAACCCAUUGUUCUUCCUGGGAAAAAUAAACAUUAA